Molecule: messenger RNA, 526 nt
Organism: Rhizophagus irregularis DAOM 181602=DAOM 197198
Lineage: Eukaryota; Fungi; Glomeromycota; Glomeromycetes; Glomerales; Glomeraceae
Product: 40S ribosomal protein eS25
Cellular component (GO): cytosolic small ribosomal subunit
Molecular function (GO): structural constituent of ribosome
Source: RefSeq, a predicted model, not a curated record
AGGUCCUCAUUUUUUCUUGACUCAUCGAAAAAAAUGGUGAAGAAAGAGGCAGCUAAAAGCACUAGUGGUGGUAAAAACAAGAAAAAGAAAUGGUCUAAAGGAAAAGUCAAGGAUAAGGCGAAUAAUGCCGUAGUUCUUGACAAAGCCACAUAUGAUAAAUUAUUCAAAGAAGUUCCAACUUAUAAAUUGAUCACUCCUUCUGUAUUGGUUGAUCGACUUCGUGUUAAUGGUUCUUUAGCUAGAGUUGCUAUACGUGAGUUAGAAGAAAAAGGUUUAAUUCGCAAGAUAUCCACUCAUGGUUCACAACUCAUUUACACUCGUGCUACUGCUACAGCUGCAAUGGACAAGCCCGAGUCAUAAUAUUUUAAUGUCAAUAUAUUCAAAUUCGUUUUAUUUUUUUUCUUUUAUAUUUUUAUUGUUUUUUUUUCUUUUUAAGAAACAAUGAAAUUAAUUUCAUUUAAAGAAAUGUAUCGGUUUCAUAGUUUAUCCUUAAAAUAAAAUAAAACUUUAUUGCAAAUUUGUAAAA